AUGGGUUUUCGACAGAAACCGACGCCUGAGUAUAGCAAAGACAUAGGGUAUCUCAAUCCGGAGUUUUUCCUCAGAUCAAGUACCUCAUCUGAUGAAGGCCCACGCAUUGUGCCUCCAGAGAUUGCAGCAAAGAGGAUCGGCAACCCGCCCAGGAGAGCAGCGCUUCCCGUACCGCGCCCAGGAGCUAUUAACAAUAUUCUCAAUCCGCCCUCUGAUCGCCCAGCAUUCCGACCACUAGAACCUGACUCAAUCUCCUCUUACGGAAACACUCUCAAGGGCAACGACAUGAGAACCACCAGUCCCAAAUUGCAUUAUCUACAUGGCUUACCCGACUCGAAGGCAUACCCGUAUGUUCACAAGAAAGAAGUGAAGGAACACCUUGCCGCUAUAGAUGCUGGGCUAUCAAGCCCCUUGGCUCAAUUUGCAUUUACUGUGAACCAGCAAAAGGAACGAAAUCGAUAUACAGAUUUCUCUGAGACGAUAUUCUACGGAAACAAUCCUAGUCCAGCGCUAGUAAGCGAUGUUCAUAGGCUGUUCCCAGAGCAGAGUAGGCAUAGCAAUGUUGUCGUAGAGCAUGUGCUGGUAGUGGGUGGGCCCGUCGUUCCCAAACAAUCGCGGGCGCAGCACCACAGAAGUAUUGAUGAGCAGUUGUAUGACAGCAAUGCGUAUGCACGAAAAUCUCCAGCACUGCAGGCCCCACAAUCGCGCAACUCGAGGCCAUGUAGUCGGAAUAAAACCCACAGCACUACGCCUAUAUGUUCAACUGAUGAAAACUCCCGUAGAAAUGAACGAUCCACGCACAAACCCGGUCCUGGCCCCGAAAACAUUCCCAGACUCAGAGGCGGCGCCGGAACCAAUCAAGCAUGUCUUGGAUACGGCUUCUUAUUCAAACAAUUACUUCUCACAUGCCACCGACCCGAGUACGAUUCCAGCAGCGACACUGAAGACUCACCAGUCCGAAUCCCAGACCCAGCCCAGAUAUCCCGAGCAAUGCGCAGAGCCCAAGGUACUGCAACACUUCCCAAGAACCUGUCACGCACAACUGCUACAUCGAGCAUAGCGAGAAGCUCAUCCAGCAAUGCCCACAACAACACUCUCCCUCCAUCUCGGACAGCCACUUUCACAGCCACAUACACGCCUCCCCGCCCCCUUCUCUGCAAUAUGCCUUGUAUCCCCUGCGCCUCCCCCAUUCCUUCCCCAACUCAACCUCGCACUCAGGACUCUCUUAUCAACUCCACCUACCCUCUAUAUACACCUCCAACUACCAUACCGUGUCUAAGAGGCGGCGGGGGCUCCCCAUCUGCGCUCCGUGAUGAAGACAAUUUGCCGCCGACACUGGUGUGGCUUGCGGGUCGGAAGAGGAGGAGUAUUACGACCAAGACGUGGAAGGAGGGAAAGCCGAAGGUUAGGAUGGGAGGGAUGCUGGGGUGGGCAGUGUAUGGGGCGAGGGCUGGGGAGGUACGGGGACAGGAAAUGGGAGAGGGGAAGAAUGCGAAGUCGGCAGGUGGUGGUGGCGUGGCGAAAGUCAAAGAAAGCGCGCCAAAAGAAAUGCAGAAAGGUCCGGCAGAAGAAAAGAAAGAGAGUGUGGUGCAGGAUCCUGUGCCAGAAGUUGCUGCAGGAGAUGCGGUACCGUCGGCUAAUGAAGGUGGUGCUGAGAAAUGA
Messenger RNA from Bipolaris oryzae ATCC 44560, 1662 nucleotides. RefSeq lists its product as uncharacterized. The record is from RefSeq and is a predicted model, not a curated record. Lineage: Eukaryota; Fungi; Ascomycota; Dothideomycetes; Pleosporales; Pleosporaceae. Bases 1 to 1662 code for a protein of 553 amino acids. The transcript has a single exon.